UUGAAAAAGAGCGGUAAUUCCAAAAUGGCGACCGAACUGUCAAAGCAGGAAACACCACAAAAUCAAAACUUUAAAAUAGAUUGCAAAUGUAGACGAUCGGUUCUAACCCUUCUUCAAACUGUAGAAAAUCAUGUAGCCAAAUUGUACAAGUCUGAAGAUGAAAGUCCUUGCACAGGAACAGAUUUAUUUGCGACAUACAGAAAGGUGUUGUUGUCGAGUAUUCUGAUAAAAGGUGAAAAACUGAAAGGAAAUGAGUCAGAUCUCGACACCACUACUGAGUUUGAGCCAUUUGACACGGCCAAGGAAGACCAUAUACAAAAGGUUUUGAUGGAUCGUCUAGACAGACAGCUUGUAAACACAACAAGGUUAAGGAAAACAGCAUCAAAACAAGUUACACGGAAAAUGAAGACCUUGAUUCGACCACAGCUGAAGUACUUGGCUUUAGUAUCAGUUGAUACACAGGGAGCAAGUGAGGAAGCCAUGGAAACAGACACAGUUGAAGGCACAUGUUCUGUAAGACAGGAUGAGGUACAAGAAAGACUGCAGGGAUCAGUAGAGAAAUGUUCAUAUAAUAAACAAUAUUGUGAAGAUAUGCUUCAAAAAUCAAGAGACCUUUCACAAGCCAUGCAGAUAUUUAAACAGUCGGAGAGUAGUGAAAUUAUUAAAGCCAUGUACGAAACUCCACCUAAUACACCAACAGUCUCCUCAGAUGGACAUACUUUUAACAAAGACAUGGUAUUUACCAGAAAAAUAUCGAAAAAACUCUUGCCUUGAGAGCAAAAAAAAAAGAACCAGAUGAGAAAUCAGUGUUUUUUUAGGGAUGAAAUUUAAUGCCCAGUAUGUUCAGUCCUGUGUAUUUUGUUUGAGCACACACUUGGCAAAACUUUUAAAAAUUUAGAUUGCUUGAACUUUGAUACACAUAUAUUAGAUAAUUAUGGGAUGAUCCUUUAAAUAUUUCCAGCUCAAAACAUAUAUGGUUCAGGUUGCAUGUACAAAAAUAUGGUUGUUAGGAAGGAUGUAUUUUUUAUGCCACAGGUUUUGAAGACAGGGGAGGCAUAUAGUGUUUGAACUGUCUUGUGUAGUCAUCUCCAUCAGUUUUCAUCUAUUUCAAACGGAAGGUGGCUUAUGUCAUCAACAAGAAGUGGACAUGCCCAUAUUUUCUGAACUUUCUUGUCCUUUUAUAUUUUGUUGUAUUACUCGUAUGCACCUUUCUUGGACAAGUUUAACAAUAUUUAUACCCCCACCAAACAUGUUUGAGGGGGGUAUAUAGGAGUCAGUUUUGUCGCGUCCCGUCGCGUCCCGUCCCGUCGCGUCCCGAAAUCUAUUAUCUCAGUUAUUACCAAAUGGAUUUGAUUCAAACUUAACAUACAUGUUCCACUUUAUCACCCACAUCAUGUGACACAAGGUGCAUAACUCUUGACACCAAGUUUUCAUGAAUUAUGUCCCCUUUUACUUAGAAUUUAAGGUUAAUUUUGUUGUAUUUUCACUAUAUCUCAGUUAUUACUAAAUGGAUUUGAUUGAAACUUAAAAUAGAUGUUCCACCUCAUCACCCACAUCAUGUGACACAAGGUGCAUAACUCUGACACCAAUUUUUUUAUGAAUUAUGUCCCUUUUUACUUAGAAUUUAAGGCUGAUUUUGAUGUAUUUUCACUAUAUCUCAGUUACUACUGAAUGGAUUUUAUUCAAACUUAAAAUAGAUGUUCCACCGCAUCACCAACAUCAUGUGCCCACAUCAUGUGACACAAGAUGCAUAACUCUGACACCAAGUUUUCAUGAAUUAUGUCCCCUUUUACUUAUAAUUUAAGGUUAAUUUUGUUGUAUUUUCACUAUAUCUCAGUUAUUACUAAAUGGAUUUGAUUCAAACUUAAAAAAGUUGUUCCACCUCAUCACCCAAAUCAUGUGACAUAAGGUGCUUAACUCUGACAUAAAUUUUUUAUGAAUUAUGUCCCCUUUUACUUUAAAUUUAAGGUUGAUUUUGAUGUAUUUUCAUUAUAUCUCAGUUAUUACAAAAUGGAUUUGAUUCAAACUUAAAAUAGAUGUUCCACCUCAUCACCCGCAUCAUGUGACAUAAGGUGCGUAACUCUGACACCAAUUUUUCAUGAAUUAUGCCCCUUUUUACUUAGAAUUUAAGGUUAAUUUUGAUGUAUUUUCACUAUAUCUCAGUUACUACUGAAUGGAUUUGAUUCAGACUUAAAAUAGAUGUUCCACCUCAUCACCCACAUCGUGACACAAGGUGCAUAACUCUGACACUAAUUUUUCUUGAAUUGUGUCCCUUUUUACCUAGAAUUUAAGGUUAAUUUUGAUGUAUUUUCACUAUAUCUCAUUCUGAUUGGCUUAGAGCCAAAGGGAGGUAACCUUUUUUUUUAACUUUUGUACUGAGUUUCUUCCCCUUAAAUUCCAGGAAUUAAUCUAUUUUUAGAAAUCCUAUUUUUAGAUUUUCAAUAUUUUAGGUAUUUUUCUAACUUUUAUUAUAAGUCCUAUGUAAAAAGUAAAUACAUUUUUCUGUGGUAACAUGGGUCGGUAAGACACUUUUUUUGUAUUCACUUUUAGUGUAUCUCUAAUAUUGAGAUUUAAUAUAUUUACUAGUAUUACUAUACUAGUAUUAUACUAGUAUUACUUAUAUGUGGAAGCCCAGGAUAAGGUACUCCAAAGACUAAGUAUUUUUAAGAUUUCUUAUGGUUGCCAUUCUUCUGUGACAAGACCGUAUGGUGGGGGUAUGAGUCACUCCUGUGACAGUUCUAGUUCAACUCAUUUGUAUCUUGUUUACUCCACUCUUGCUACAGUUUCAGUCGAAUUAAAAUGAAACUUAAUAUAAAUCAUUAGCAAGAAGUAGACCAGUGCAAAGUGACAGGACUUCCAUGUCAUAUUAUAACCUUUUUAAAAUAUCUCCUGUUUUAACAAUAUUACAACUACAUUUUUCUUUACCUUGUGUACUCGACUCAAUUUACAGUUUCCAUUCAGUCAAAGUGAAAUUUGUUAUUUAUUAUCAACAUAAGGUAGACGCAUGUUUUCAGAAGUUUAUUUUUUCUCGAGUUAUAUCCCUUUUAUGUUGACUUAACAAUAUUACUACUAUCUCCUACAGUUUACAUCUGAUUCAAACUUUAUCAACAUGGAAUGAACAUGUGCAUAGUUUUGGGAAUUUAAUGUCUGGUUAAUUUUUUUUUUAGGGGGGUGCCUAAAGAUUACAACCAUUACCUCUGUAGUUUGUGCAUUUAACUUCUACUGUAACAGCUUCCAUCCACUUCAAAUGAAACUGGUUUACAUCAUCAACAUGAGGUGAUCUUGUACAUAUUUUUGGGACUUCUAUAUCUGGUUUAAAAAAAUAUUUUUUCUGGGUAACAUCUGUAAGUUGUGUACUGAACUCCUGAAGUUUCCAUACAGUUUAAAUGAAACUUGGCAUGUGUCAUUAACAUGAAGCAGGCAAUUCCACAUUCACAUGUUACAUGGACUUUCAUGUCAGAUUUUUAGCUCCAGUAUUGAAAGAAUAGGUAAAGCUAUUUGGAGUCACCAAUUUGUCGGCAUCUGCAUCACCAUCCCGAUUUGGUUUUUAGCUCACCUGUCACAAAGUGACAAGGUGAGCUUUUGUGAUCGCGUGGCGUCCGUCGUCCGUCCGUGCGUGCGUUCGUGCGUAAACUUUUGCUUGUGACCACUCUAGAGGUCACAUUUUUCAUGGGAUCUUUAUGAAAGUUGGUCAGAAUGUUCAUCUUGAUGAUAUCUAGGUCAAGUUCGAAACUGGGUCACGUGCAGUCAAAAACUAGGUCAGUAGGUCUAAAAAUAGAAAAACCUUGUGACCUUUCUAGAGGCCAUAUUUUUCAUGAGAUCUUCAUGAAAAUUGGUCAGAAUGUUCACCUUAAUGAUAUCUAGGUCAAGUUCGAAACUGGGUCACGUGGGAUCAAAAAAUAGGUCAGUAGGUCUAAAAAUAGAAAAACCUUGUGACCUCUCUUGAGGCCAUAUUUCUCAAUGGAUCUUCAUGAAAAUUAGUCAGAAUGUUCACCUUGAUGAUAUCUAGGUCAAGUUCGAAACUGGGUCACGUGCGGUCAAAAACUAGGUCAGUAGGUCUUAAAAUAGAAAAACCUUGUGACCUCUCUAGAGGCCAUAUUUCUCAAUGGAUCUUCAUGAAAAUUGGUCAGAAUGUUCACCUUGAUGAUAUCUAGGUCAAGUUCGAAACUGGGUCAUGUGGGGUCAAAAACUAGGUCAGUAGGUCUAAAAAUAGAAAAACCUUGUGACCUCUCGAGGCCAUAUUUCUCAAUGGAUCUUCAUGAAAGUUGGUCAGAAUGUUCACCUUGAUGAUAUCUAGGUCAAGUUCGAAACUGGGUCACGUGCAGUCAAAAACAAGGUCAGUAGGUCUAAAAAUAGAAAAACCUUGUGACCUCUCUAGAGACCAUAUUUCUCAAUGGAUCUUCAUGAAAAUUGGUGAGAUUGUUCACCUUGAUAAUAUCUAGGUUAGGUUUGAAACUGGGUUACGUGCGGUCAAAAACUAGGUCAGUAGGUCGAAAAAUAGAAAACCUUGUGAUGUCUCUAGAGACCAUGUUUCUCAAUGGAUCUUCAUGAAAAUUGAUCAGAAUGUUCCUCUUGAUGAUAUCUAGGCCAAGUUCGAAACUGGGUCACGUGCGGUCAAAAACUAGGUCAGUAGGUCUAAAAAUAGAAAAACCUUGUGACCUCUCUAGAGGCCAUAUUUCUCAAUGGAUCUUCAUGAAAAUUAGUCAGAAUGUUCACCUUGAUCAUAUCUAGGUCAGAUUCAGAAGUGGGUCAGGUGCCUUCAAAAACUAGGUCAUUAGGUCAAAUAAUAGAAAAACCUUGUGACCUCUCUAGAGGUCAUAUUUUUCAAUGGAUCUUCAUGAAAAUUGGUCAGAAUUUUUUAUCUUGAUGAUAUCUAGGUCACAUGUGCUCAAAAACUAGGUCACUAUGUCAAAUAAUAGAAAUAACGAUGUCGUACUCAGUUCAACACUGGGUCAUGUGGGGAUAGGUGAGCGAUUCAGGACCAUCAUGGUCCUCUUGUUAGCUCACCUGUCACAAAGUGACAAGGUGAGCUUUUGUGAUCGCGCGGUGUCCGUCGUCCGUCCGUCCGUCCGUGCGUGCGUCCGUCCGUAAACUUUUGCUUGUGACCACUCUAGAGGUCACAUUUUUCAUGGGAUCUUUAUGAAAAUUGGUCAGAAUGUUCAUCUUGAUGAUAUCUAGGUCAAGUUCGAAACUGGGUCACGUGCCAUCAAAAACUAGGUCAGUAGGUCUAAAAAUAGAAAAACCUUGUGACCUCUCUAGAGGCCAUAUAUUUCACAAGAUCUUCAUGAAAAUUGCUCAGAAUGUUCACCUUGAUGAUAUCUAGGUCAAGUUUGAAACUGGGUCACGUGCCAUAAAAAACUAGGUCAGUAGGUCUAAAAAUAGAAAAACCUUGUGACCUCUCUAGAGGCCAUAUAUUUCACAAGAUCUUCAUGAAAAUUGGUCAGAACAUUCACCAUGAUGAUAUCUAGGUCAAAUUCGAAACUGGAUCACGUGCCAUCAAAAACUAGGUCAGUAGGUCUAAAAAUAGAAAAACCUUGUGACCUCUCUAGAGGCCAUAUUUUUCAUGGGAUCUUCAUGAAAAUUGAUCAUAACAUUUACCAUGAUGAUAUCUAGAUCAAGUUCGAAACUGGGUCACGUGCCGCCAAAAACUAGGUCAGUAGGUCAAAUAAUAGAAAAACCUUGUGACCUCUCUAAAGGCCAUAUUUUUCAUGGGAUCUGUAUGAAAGUUGGUCUGAAUGUUCAUCUUGAUGAUAUCUAGGUCAAGUUUGAAACUGGGUCACGUCCGGUUAAAAACUAGGUCAGUAGGUCUAAAAAUAGAAAAAGUUUGUGACCUCUCUAGAGGACAUAUAUUUCAUGAGAUCUUCCUGAAAAUUGGUCAGAAUGUUCACCUUGAUGAUAUCUAGGUCAAGUUCGAAAGUGGGUAACGUGCCUUCAAAAACUAGGUCAGUAGGUCAAAUAAUAGAAAAACCUUGUGACCUCUCUAGAGGCCAUAUUUUUCAUGGGAUCUGUAUGAAAGUUGGUCUGAAUGUUCGUCUUGAUGAUAUCUAGGUCAAGUUCGAAAGUGGGUCACGUGCCGUCAAAAACUAGGUCAGUAGGUCAGAUAAUGGAAAAACUUUGUGUCCUCUCUAAAGGCCAUAUUUUUCAUGGGAUCUGUAUGAAAAUUGGUCUGAAUGUUCAUCUUGAUGAUAUCUAGGUCAAGUUCGAAACAGGGUCAUGUGCGGUCAAAAACUAGGUCAGUAGGUCUAAAAAUAGAAAAACCUUGUGACCCCUCUAGAGGCCAUACUUGUGAAUGGAUCUCCAUAAAAAUUUGUCAGACUGUUCACCUUGAUGAUAUCUAGAUCAAGUUUGAAACUGGGUCACGUGCCCUAAAAAACUAGGUCAGUAGGUCAAAUAAUAAAAAAACCUUGUGACCUCUCUAGAGGCUAUACUUUUCAUGGGAUCUGUAUGAAAGUUGGUCUGAAUGUUCAUCUUGAUGAUAUCUAGGUCAAGUUUGAAACUGGGUCACGUCCGGUUAAAAACUAGGUCAGUAGGUCUAAAAAUAGAAAAAGUUUGUAACCUCUCUAGAGGACAUAUAUUUCAUGAGAUCUUCAUGAAAAUUGGUCAGAAUGUUCACCUUGAUGAUAUCUAGGUCAAGUUUGAAAGUGGGUAACGUGCCUUCAAAAACUAGGUCAGUAGGUCAAAUAAUAGAAAAACCUUGUGACCUCUCUAGAGGCCAUAUUUUUCAUGGGAUCUGUAUGAAAGUUGGUCUGAAUGUUCGUCUUGAUGAUAUCUAGGUCAAGUUCGAAAGUGGGUCACGUGCCGUCAAAAACUAGGUCAGUAGGUCAGAUAAUGGAAAAACUUUGUGUCCUCUCUAAAGGCCAUAUUUUUCAUGGGAUCUGUAUGAAAAUUGGUCUGAAUGUUCAUCUUGAUGAUAUCUAGGUCAAGUUCGAAACAGGGUCAUGUGCGGUCAAAAACUAGGUCAGUAGGUCUAAAAAUAGAAAAACCUUGUGACCCCUCUAGAGGCCAUACUUGUGAAUGGAUCUCCAUAAAAAUGUGUCAGACUGUUCACCUUGAUGAUAUCUAGAUCAAGUUUGAAACUGGGUCACGUGCCCUAAAAAACUAGGUCAGUAGGUCAAAUAAUAAAAAAACCUUGUGACCUCUCUAGAGGCCAUACUUUUCAUGGGAUCUGUAUGAAAGUUGGUCUGAAUGUUCAUCUUGAUGAUAUCUAGGUCAAGUUUGAAAGUGGGUCAACUGCGGUCAAAAACUAGGUCAGUAGGUCUAAAAUUAUUAAAAUCUUUUGACCUCUCUAGAGGCCAUAUUUUUCAAUGGAUCUUCAUGAAAAUUGAUCUGAAUGUUCACCUUGAUGAUAUCUAGGUCAGUUUCGAAACUGGGUCAUGUGCGGUCAAAAACUAGGCCAGUAGGUAUAAAGAUAGAAAAACAUUGUGACCUCUAGAGGCCAUGUUUUUCAUGAGAUCUUCAUGAAAAUAGUGAGACUGUUCAUCUUGAUGAUAUCUAGAUAAAGGUCAAAACAGGGUCACGUACCUUCGAAAACUAGGUCAAUAGGUCAAAUAAUAGAAAAACCUUGUGACCUCUCUAGAGACCAUAUUAUUCAAUGGAUCUUCAUGAAAAUUGGUCAGAAUUUUUAUCUUGAUAAUAUCUAGGUCAAGUUCAAAACUGGGUCACAUGAGCUGAAAAACUAGGUCACCAUGUUAAAUAAUAGAAAAAACGACGUCAUACUCAAAACUGGGUCAUGUGGGAAGAGGUGAGCGAUUCAGGACCAUCAUGGUCCUCUUGUUUUUGUAUGUAAGCUGGUAUCUCAGUACCCACUUAUUUGAAUGGAUUAAAACUUCACAAACUUCUUCAUUUAUAUGUCAUAAACUUACUUACACUUCACAGGUUCUAUAACUCUAAAGAGUUUGCUUUUUACAAAAUUAUGUCCCUUUUUCAACUUUUAUAUACAUCAAUUGACAAGACGGUUUAAAAGUCAUGCGGUAUCAUCCUCCGACAGCUCUGGUUUCUUUGGAGUUUGCUCCUUUUUUCGGACUUUAUAACACACAAUAUUGACAUCAUUCUUGUUUUUAGUGAUUAUGACAAGGGCAUUUAUUUAAUAUAUACAUCUCACUGCCUACAUGUACUUCAGUCAUUUGUUAGUUUGCUUCUCUUUGUAUAAUGUACUGUUCAGCACAAUCUAGUUUUUAAAAAAUCUGUAGAUUUUUUUUAUUAGGGCCUUUUCAUUUCUUUUUAGAUAUAAGACAAUACCAAUGAUCCUUUACAUCUGGAAUAGUAGUUUUUAAUUUGUAAAAAUAGAAAGAAUUUGAUAGAGGUUUUUAUUUUGAAAUUCAGUCAUAUUGUGCCAUUAAAUUUUAAAAAAUGAAAUAACUUUAAAAAUAUAUUAAUUAGCAUUACAACAAAACAAAGGUGUUUUUAAAAAAAUGAAAUCCACUUUUUCAAUGGGCAAAAACUUAACACAAGGAUUUUCCUAUGAACAAAAUUACUGGUAAAAAUUCAUGAUCAAUCAGAUGUCAUGCAACAUAUGAAUGAAGUUGGAAUUAUCCUUUACCUCGCUUAAUUUCUAAAAUUGACUGGUCUAUCAUUCAAUUUGGGCAAUACUAUUUAUUAUUCAAAGGGGUAUUCUCUGAAAAUUUACAGACUGAAUAGCGAACAGUGCAGGCUGAUCUUGGUCUGCACUGGCCGCAAAGGCAGAGUCACUUGCCACCAGCAGGCUAAAGGUUAAGGAAUAACAACAGUGAAUGUUUAGUUUUAUUUGUUGAACAAAAUGUAUACAUGUACAUGAAAUAUUUUUGAUCAGAAAUGAUCAUCAGUAUGAACAGUUUGUUACAUUAUGACCACAACUGGAAUAGUAAAGACUAGAUUGUUCUUUUUACAAGAUUUUAAUGUUAAUAUAGUAGUAUUGUUUAAACACACUUUCAAAAAUGAAAGGUUUAAAACAAAAAAGAUGUAUGUAAAUUAUUAAAGAGGCAUGCCUGUACUUAAUAUAAAAAUGCUUAUGAAAUAUCAUUUUAAAGAAAUGUGUUGUAGGUCCAGAGGCUUGUCCCUGUAAUGUGUGCAUGCAUUGUAUUGUUUAAACUGUUCAUGUCAUUACACUUGUGGUAUACAUUUUAACACAAAUAUUUUGUAUGUCUGCAAGGAAGUGUGGUUGUAGUCUGUCUCUGGAAAGAUUUUCAUAAUCUGUGACAAAGCAUCCUAGUUUUAUGCUUCUAUUUGCAUUGGGAAAACAAAACAUAGUAGUUGUUCAUUGUUUUCAUCAACUAACUCCCAUUUUACAGCAAUUCGUAUCUGAAAUAGAACACUUGUAGUAAGUAUACAAUCAGUUUUGUACAAAGCACUAAUAUCCCUGACAGAUACAGUCAGUUGGCCUAUAUUGAUGACAGAACUUUUAAAAUGUCAAAAAUAGAAUCGUGUUGUUUUUGAAACACGUAUAGACAAGAUGUGCCCCUGCGGGUAUUAUUAUAAGCACAGGCGGGCACCUAGGUAGAACCGCCAACCUUUGAAUGUCAGCUGAAUGGCUUUCACACAUGAAAGAAUUUUACACCCCAACUGAGGUUUGGAGUCCACAGUGGUGAGGGGCGAGUGAUAGUAAGUCAGGACCCUUAGCCACUCUGCACAAAGGCCCCUUGUAUCUGAGAAAUCAGCAGACUGAACAUUUUAGGUGUUUGAUAGAAUAACUUUUGAACAUUCAUAAAAAAGGUGAUAAAACAUAUUUACCAGUAUAAACAUCUUGGAUCUUGACUUUAAAGAUUGUAUUUAUUGAUGUAUAUUGUUAAUGAUAAUAUUUUGAAUAUAUACAUAUAUAAGCA
Messenger RNA from Mercenaria mercenaria, 9797 nucleotides. RefSeq lists its product as uncharacterized. NCBI's taxonomy places the organism in Eukaryota, Metazoa, Mollusca, Bivalvia, Venerida, Veneridae. The transcript is spliced from 5 exons. The record is from RefSeq and is a predicted model, not a curated record. Gene Ontology annotation, biological process: mitotic sister chromatid segregation. Gene Ontology annotation, cellular component: kinetochore. The coding region runs from base 25 to 774 and encodes 249 amino acids.